AUGGCUGAAGUUGUGCGUAUCGCCACACAAAUCCCCACCUCGCACGCAGAUGCCUCCUCAGUCGGGGAGGCCAAUCUGAAACCUCCUGCACCUCGCCCCACAAGCAGGAAGAAUUCAGACAUGACUGACACAUCAUCUCCUCUCUUACAGGAACAACCUCAAUCGAUUCCUCACCGAAAACCUCGCAAAUCGGUCGCAUUCAGCGGCGACAGCACCAUCAUGGAUGAAAAUGGCGAGAUUUCAGAGGCGCCUCUGUCCGGCUCAGAGGACAAGGUCACAGCAGAGAAACACUCAUCACCGCCCGAUGACCAAGCCGUCGAUGAGAUGACAGACAUGUUCGCAGGUCUAAACAAGAAAAAGAAGAAAUCGACCAAGACGAAAACCGAGGACAAGGAGGAUGGCGAGGCUGCCGCGCCUGGUGCCGGCGCCGACGGCGACUUUGACGCCUCCAUCCUGAAGAAGAAGAAAAAGAAGACAACCAAACCCAAAACCGAGGGAGAGGACUUUGCCGAGAAACUCGCUCGCGCCGGCCUUGCCGAUGCAACAAACGAAGAAAAAGAGGAAGCUGCAGUACAGGAACAAUCGGGGGAUAUGACCCAGGGAACCGGAAUUUGGGCUCACGACGCAACCUCCCCGAUCUCGUACGAGCUCCUCCUCAAGAGAUUCUUCUAUCUCGUCAACGAACAUAACCCGGACAUCCUGUCCUCUGGAAGCAAAUCAUACAAGAUCCCACCCCCUCAAUGUCUAAGGGAAGGGAACAAGAAGACCAUCUUCGCCAACAUCGCCGAGAUCUGCAAGAGGAUGAACCGAAACGACGAGCACGUCACCCAAUUCCUGUUCGCCGAACUCGGCACGAGCGGCUCCGUCGACGGGUCCAAGAGACUGGUCAUCAAGGGCAGAUUCCAACAGAAACAGAUCGAGAACGUCCUGAGACGGUAUAUCGUCGAAUACGUGACCUGCAAGACCUGCCGAUCCCCCAACACCGAGCUGAGCAAGGGCGAGAACCGGCUGUACUUUGUCACGUGUAAGUCAUGUGGCAGUAGGCGGUCGGUCACGGCUAUCAAGAGCGGUUUCACGGCUCAAGUGGGCAAGAGAAAGAGGCUCAAUGGAUAA
Molecule: messenger RNA, 1113 nt
Organism: Fonsecaea pedrosoi CBS 271.37
Lineage: Eukaryota; Fungi; Ascomycota; Eurotiomycetes; Chaetothyriales; Herpotrichiellaceae
Exons: 2
Coding region: 1-1113 (370 amino acids)
Biological process (GO): formation of translation preinitiation complex; translational initiation; formation of cytoplasmic translation initiation complex
Cellular component (GO): eukaryotic translation initiation factor 2 complex
Molecular function (GO): mRNA binding; translation initiation factor activity; translation initiation factor binding
Source: RefSeq, a predicted model, not a curated record